Molecule: messenger RNA, 1224 nt
Organism: Aspergillus wentii DTO 134E9
Lineage: Eukaryota; Fungi; Ascomycota; Eurotiomycetes; Eurotiales; Aspergillaceae
Exons: 1
Coding region: 1-1224 (407 amino acids)
Source: RefSeq, a predicted model, not a curated record
AUGGACCUCUUGGUAUCGAGGAAGAAGAAAAGCACGAGGAAACGGUUGUUUCCUUUUUUCGGCUCGCAGAAGCCUACGGGGAACGCUUUCGUGGAAGACAGAUCCCGUUAUUACGACUUUGCUGAUACACCUGUGCUCUUUCGCCCUCCGUCUCCUCUUAUUGACCGCCAAAAUAUUUCCUCGGAUCUUAAUGAGGAGCUUCGAGAUUCCUGUGCAGUACUCUUCCGGGGCAUCGAGCUAGUGGAAACACCCUGCUAUUCUCGACCAGAGUCAGUGAAAGCGGACAAAGGACACACGCAAGCUGAGGCUGAGGCUGAGGCUGAGACAAUGAAGAAAUCUCAGUCUCCAUCCAACUAUCUGUCGCCAAAUAUCGGAUCGGAUACUGCUACUCGGAGAGGAAAGCAUGAUUCUGGCAUAGACCUUGAAGGUCGAAGGUCUAGUGGUCAAGGAGUGGAAAUCUCGCAGUUUUACGAAACAGCAUCCGAGCCCAAGAGUCAAUCUGUCCGUACGAGCAUCCAGUCCAUAAAGAGUCUAGUGUUCCAAUCUUCCGGCACGGACGUAUCUCAUGAUCAAGACCCUCACACCCUGGCUUUCCUUUCCGAACGGUCACUCUGCAAGUCAUUUGAAGGCGAGGACUCAGAAGCAGUGGAGGUGUUUCUGAACCCUGAUACGACCUCCAAACCUUGUAGAGUUCCAAGCCUUUCCCGACCUCAAACCUCCCGGUUAACACGCAAGCAAUGUUUCGAGAAUCUUCAAGAUGUAACACCAGACGUCACUCUACGAAACUCAACGGCUUUUAGUGAGCUUGACUUUUCUGACCCAAACCAUGUGAAACAAGAUACAAGACCCGCAACAGCAAUCGAACUCGGCGUCUCAUACCACCAAGAAAAAGGCCAUGGAGCUGUCGUCAUAGACAGCAACGGUCUGGUUCAUGUCAUGUCUGCUGAAGAAGAAGCACAGCGUCGCGCAGAUCUGCAGCGUGCCGUCACGGAGAAGAUGACGGGCAUCAUUGGGGCCAACACAGAGAGCUCCUCCAACCUACCGGACAAUGCUAAACGUGAGAACCUCGCUGGUCAUGGAAAAAAGGAAACUACUACCAAUUCACCGCCACCAAAGGGGAAGUCCCUCCUUCACAAACUAUCCGUCUUCGCCCUAGGGAAGCGAAAGACCACCGCCCGUAAAAAAGAUACAUCAGUAUUCGAUCGAAUCACAGAAGCUGUCUAG